AUGUUCUACAGUCACGAAGUACUUACGUCGCGCAAGUACGGCGUUGCCACUAUUUGGCUUGUUGCUACGCUGGGCCAGAAAUCAACAGCUCGAAAGAUAAGCCGUCGAGCUAUUCAGGAUGUCGACGUGCCGAAAGCAUGCGAGACAAUAAUUGCACCAGAGGCGCCGAUGGCAUUGCGUUUGCAGAGCAAUUUACUCUUUGGCAUAUCACGCGUGUACGCACAACAGUGCGGAUACGUCCUUUCAGAUGCACAAAAUGCCCAAGCAACUAUUCGUUCUCUGCUCAAGCCGCAGAGUGGCAUGCAAACAGACUUCGAAGCAGCUAGAGCGAAUUCAGACCAAAUCAACCUUCCCGAUGACCCAGCAUUUGUCCCUGGCUUUGAUAUCGCUGCUCUACCCUGCGAUCUACUCGACCUCGAUAAUAUUGGUGCAGGAAACCAACGGCGUUUCUUCGAGAGUGCGUCUUUACAGACCACACAGAGCCAGAACCAUCAAGUCGUUGGUCUUAAUAUUCCACAAUCUUCUUCGUCACCCGGGUUGGAAGCCUUUCAACUACCAGAAAGUGGAGGCCAUGGGCCGAGAUUCAGUAGUCUAUUUGCGCGUGAUGAAGAUGACCUAAUUCUCCCUGAAAUUGAUAUUGGCAUCGAUACGGACGGCAAUUUUAUCGAACUGGACAAACCUAAUACACGUCCUACGCAUGGUUCUAGUUUUCCAUUGCUUCCCAGAGAGGCGGAUGUGCAAAAUGGCGGGCAUGUUAUUGGCCGCCCGAUUCAUCGCAACCUAGAUGCAGCACAAAUUAAUUACGAUCAAAGCUCUCCACUUGUUGAUAGUACUCUUCGAUCUCCAAAAACACCCUUUUCUUCAGGUAGCUAUCACCCGAAAUACGAUGUGUCGGAUGAUUUCAUGGAUGAAAUCAUGAUGGCUGCCCCCAAUCGCCGAAAUCGCGUACCAAAAGUUAUCCCACCAGACAAAACGAUCGAAUUGCGCAACCGUGACCUGCUAACGAUGAGCAAUGGCUACAUGGAUCGAAUGACUGCAGAUUGGAACCGACUUACGAACUUAUGGAACACAAAACAGGCCAAACUGAACGCUGAAUACUGGCUACUUGGUCGAGGUAUUGCAAACGUUGGCGAUAGAAUGGGUGUGGGAGGUAUCAAGACUCCGCUGGCAGAUAUUUGGUCAGGUGACAACCUAUACUUAGUACUUACUGGUCAGGAGCGGGCUAUGAAAGGCCGUAAGCGCACGAGAGAAUACGAUAAUAGUUCACCAGAGCGUCGUAUUCGCUCGCGGGUGCAUGAAAAUAUACCUCUCAAUCAGGGCAGCGACGAUGAAAUUAUGCGCGACUACGAGUUGGAGGUAGGACGCGAAGAACAGCAACCUCUAGAAGAUAUCUCCUCUGCUAUGCCAUGGAAUAUAUCUGCUUCGAUCCGUGGCUCUUCAGUUAACCGUACUGGAGUAGGUGCAUCUGUUGCUCCGGGUUCAAUUCCUGGUUCUCUUACUCGUCGCGGCAGCAGGUUGGUAGGCGCCUCUCCUAUGGUAUUUCGUGGUUUUCCUGGCAGCGAUUUUGCGGAAGGAAGCCUACCAAGCGAUCCUCCUGGCUUUGAUGAUAUAGGUGGUUUUGCUGAGGACAAAAAUUCGGAGCUAUAUCGCGCUCAUACCAAAGUUGGCACUCCAGUUGCCAGUCGAAGCAUAUUUCCUCUAGCAACCCUUGACCGCGAAAGCAACAAUUUCCUCGAGUUUAUUGGCAACGCCGUUGAAGAGAAGUGUUCGAAAGUCCAAGCUUCUGACUCGACAGCUGCGCGUAUAAUGGAGAUUGAGUUUGCGGAGCUGCUACCUCCUCACAGGAACUCUCGUGUCGUGGCGGCUCACGGCCUGCUUCAUGUUCUUUCUUUAGCAACUAAAAAUCACAUCAGUGUUACACAGCUAGGGCCGUUCGCGCCCAUCGUCAUUGAGAUUUGCUGA
This is a messenger RNA of Verruconis gallopava, 1962 nucleotides long. RefSeq lists its product as uncharacterized. Gene Ontology annotation, cellular component: synaptonemal complex; cohesin complex. Lineage: Eukaryota; Fungi; Ascomycota; Dothideomycetes; Venturiales; Sympoventuriaceae. Gene Ontology annotation, molecular function: chromatin binding; protein binding. The record is from RefSeq and is a predicted model, not a curated record. The coding region runs from base 1 to 1962 and encodes 653 amino acids. The transcript is spliced from 6 exons. Gene Ontology annotation, biological process: synaptonemal complex assembly; mitotic sister chromatid cohesion; replication-born double-strand break repair via sister chromatid exchange.